This is a messenger RNA of Mesocricetus auratus (golden hamster), 3268 nucleotides long. It is a transcript of the gene Ascc2, whose product is annotated as activating signal cointegrator 1 complex subunit 2. The record is from RefSeq and is a predicted model, not a curated record. The transcript is spliced from 21 exons. Gene Ontology annotation, molecular function: ubiquitin binding. Gene Ontology annotation, biological process: regulation of DNA-templated transcription. Lineage: Eukaryota; Metazoa; Chordata; Mammalia; Rodentia; Cricetidae. The coding region runs from base 714 to 2969 and encodes 751 amino acids.
UCGGUAGGAGUCAGGGCCGAGCUUCGGGCACCCUCGGCACCCCAGCUCAUGGACUUCACGGUGGGGCCAGGCUUACACUGCCCCGGGGACCGUGAGUCACCAAGAGAACCGGAGCCUGGGGUUCCGGCUUGAUUUAAGGCUUGGUCCUAGAGUGACCUGGGACGAACCCCAGUGCCCACCUCCUCUUCCUAAGCUACAGACUCCCGUGUGCCCGGUGCAUACCUAGGCGCCGGGGAUACAAUCAGCAAGACAGACAAGGGUCUUGUGCUCGUGCAACUUACAGUCUAGAGGAAGGAGACAGUCAACAAGUAAAUGCAUAAAGCAAGUAAAGACGUGGCAAUGAGUAACAAGGAAAGAGAUUAUUUCAGGGAAGGUUUCUAAAUAGAGUGAUGUUGACCCGAGACCAGCAAAGUGAUGGACGACAGAGAAACUGAGGCAGCAAGUCUCUUAAUGGCCUGGAGCUUUCCUAGUGGACUAUGCUGACUGACUAAGGAAGCUUUCACCUUCUGCUCUCUCAAUGCUGAGGUUACAAGCAUAUACCAUCACAUCCCACUGUUUGUAUGUGGUUCUGGGAAAUGAACUCAGAUUCUCAUGCUUGUGCAUGAGACAACGCUGACUGAGCUAUCUCCAAGUCCACUUUGUGACUAUUUCAUUAUUUUAUUUUUGUUUGAGGUUGAACCCAGGGACUCGUAUGUGGAGGGUCACACAGCACAAUGUCAGCUUUGCCCCUGGACCAACUCCAGAUCACCCACAAAGACCUGAAGACAGGAAAGCCGAGGACUUCGCCAGCACUGCACCCUGAGCAGAAGGCAGACCGGUAUUUUGUGUUAUACAAACCGCCCCCUAAAGACAACAUCCCCGCCCUAGUGGAGGAGUACCUGGAACGCGCCACCUUCGUAGCCAAUGACCUCGACUGGCUCCUGGCCUUGCCUCACGAUAAAUUCUGGUGCCAGGUUGUUUUUGAUGAAACCCUGCAGAAGUGCCUGGACUCCUACCUACGCUAUGUACCCCGAAAGUUUGAUGAGUGGGUGGCCCCGACCCCUGAGGUUGCUGACAUGCAGAAGCACCUACACCGAAGCAUUUUCCUCACCUUCCUUCGAAUGUCCACUCACAAGGAAUCCAAAGACCACUUCAUCUCUCCAUCUGCAUUUGGAGAGAUUCUCUACAAUAACUUCCUCUUUGACAUCCCAAAGAUCCUGGACCUCUGUGUGCUCUUUGGGAAAGGAAAUUCACCACUGCUCCAGAAAAUGAUAGGAAACAUAUUUACCCAGCAGCCAAGUUAUUAUAAUGACCUGGAUGAAACCAUUCCCACCAUACUUCAGGUCUUCAGCAAUAUCCUACAGCACUGUGGCUUGCAAGGGGAUGGGACCAGCACCACACCCCAGAAACUUGGGGAGAAGGGUCGGUUGACACCCAGUGACAUGCCUCUCUUGGAAUUAAAGGACAUUGUCCUCUACCUAUGUGAUACCUGCACCACACUCUGGGCCUUUCUGGAUAUCUUCCCUUUGGCCUGCCAAACCUUCCAGAAACAUGACUUUUGUUACAGACUAGCUUCCUUUUAUGAAAUGGCAAUUCCUGAAAUGGAGUCUGCAAUUAAGAAGAGGAGGCUUGAAGACAGCAAGCUGCUAGGUGACAUGUGGCAGAGGCUCUCCCAUUCUAAGAAAAAGCUAAUGGAGGUGUUUCACACCAUCCUGAACCAGAUCUGCCUCCUUCCUAUUCUAGAGAGCAGUUGUGACAACAUUCAAGGCUUCAUUGAAGAAUUCCUUCAGAUCUUCAGCUGCUUGCUGCAGGAAAAGAGAUUCCUCCGGGACUAUGACUCAUUCUUCCCUGUAGCUGAAGACAUCAGCCUGCUACAGCAGGCUUCAUCAGCCUUGGAUGAGACCCGGACAGCCUACAUCCUGCAGGCUGUGGAAAGUGCAUGGGAAGGGGUGGACAGACAGAAAAUCAAGGACAUUAAAGACCCAUCAGGGGCCAAGGAUGCUAACAAUGGAGUCACAGUGACAGUGAAGCCAGUCAGUGAAAUGCCGUCGUCACAGCUGGAGAACUCAGAGGAAGAUGAGGAGUGCAUGGGUGCAGCAGCUGCCCUGGGCCCGACUGUGUGUGGGGUGGAACUGGACUCACUCAUCUCCCAAGUGAAAGACCUGCUGCCAGACCUUGGGGAGGGCUUCAUCCUGGCCUGCCUGGAGCACUACAGCUACGAUUCAGAGCAGGUGAUCAACAACAUCCUGGAGGAUCGUCUGGCCCCCGAACUCAGCAAGCUGGACCGCAGCCUAGAAAGACAAGUGAAGCCGGACCCUACACCCCUGCUGACAUCUCGUCACAACGUCUUCCAGAACGAUGAGUUUGAUGUGUUCAGCAGGGACUCAGUGGACCUGAGCCGAGUGCACAAAGGCAGGAGGAAAGAGGAGACCGUCAGGAGCCUGGUGAAUGACAAGCGAGCUGUGGUGGCACAGAGUCAUCGCUACCAGCAGUACAGUGUGGUAAUGGAGGAGGUCCCACUGCAGCCAGGAGAACACCAGGUUGAUGACUAUGAGGACGAGUAUGAUGACACAUAUGAUGGCAACCAGGUGGGCGCCAACGACGCGGACUCUGAUGACGAACUCAUCAGCCGCAGGCCCUUCACCAUCCCUCAGGUGCUGAGAACCAAAAUGCCUGGAGAAGGACAGGAGGAGGAGGAGGAAUAUGAAGUGGAGGAGGCUGAAGAGGAGGCCCCCAAGCUGGACCAUUUCAUCCAGGAUCCUGCAGUGCUGAGAGAAAAGGCUGAAGCCAGGCGCAUGGCCUUCCUGGCCAGGAAGGGGUACCGGCCUGAGAACUCCGCAGCAGUGACGGGCAGCCCCCGGGGUCAUGGGCAAAGCCGAGAAACUACCCAGGAGCGCAGGAAGAAAGAAGCUAAGAAGGCAACCAGAGCCAACCACAACCGUAGAACCAUGGCUGACCGGAAGAGAAGCAAAGGCAUGAUCCCAUCCUGAGGUCACAAAGCUGCCUGGGUGAAGGAGGCCCCUCAAGGCUUCCACCACACCUCACCUGCCAGCCAGCCAUGAGCGCCUUCCUAUCGAACACAAAGUGCCUUAUCCCUUGGUGCAGGAACCCAGUGCCAUCAGGCAGGCUGUCUCCCAGCUGUGCUGGCGGGAAAGGAUGGGGUUGAAAAACCAAGGUGUCCCUUAUUUUAUGCAUCAAGACACCACCUCACGGAAGUCCUGGAUGGCAGGAGACCUGUGUAUCCAGCAGCAAUGAAAGACCCGUGAAUAAAGCUUUGACCUUCCAACAA